Knipowitschia caucasica is the source of this 414-nucleotide messenger RNA. The record is from the annotation of a GenBank genome assembly. Lineage: Eukaryota; Metazoa; Chordata; Actinopteri; Gobiiformes; Gobiidae.
AUGGUCAGACUCAUCAAGGUCAGACUGAUCAUGGUCAGACUCAUCAUGGUCAGACUCAUCAUGGUCAGACUCAUCAAGGUCAGACUGAUCAUGGUCAGACUCAUCAUGGUCAGACUCAUCAGGGUCAGACUCAUCAUGGUCAGACUCAUCAGGGUCAGACUCAUCCUGGUCAGACUCAUCAUGGUCAGACUUAUCAUGGUCAGACUCAUUAGGGUCAGACUCAUUAGGGUCAGACUCAUCAUGGUCAGACUCAUCAUGGUCAGACUCAUCAUGGUCAGACUCAUUAGGGUCAGACUCAUCAUGGUCAGACUCAUCAUGGUCAGACUCAUCAUGGUCAGACUCAUCAUGGUCAGACUCAUCAUGGUCAGACUCCCAGCGCUGUCUCCACUACAGUUUGUUUCACUCUUUGUGUGA